AUGAAGCAUCAGACCUGGUGCGGGUUGACAUCCAGGAUGGGCACAGUGCUAUCAGGAGUCUUCUCCAUCAUGGCCACCCACAUGCACCUCAUCUUCGAAAGGAAGCACCUUGGGAAUGGUAACUGCACGGAGAACUUCCAGACUCAGGGCCUCAACAUACUGAGGCACUUCUUCAUCUGCUGGAGCUUCAGAAUCAUCCUCUUCCUGUCCAUCUUCACCAUGAUAGCCAGCUGCUUCCUCCUGUAUUCCGUGUACGCCCAGAUCUACGAGGGUCUCAUGACCUACGGGAUCUGGAUCAUCAUCUAUGAAUCCACCAACCUGGGCAUCCAGACCCUCACCGACGAGUUCAGCGUGGCCCUGGUCAGAGCCAUGCGAUGGUUCGGCUGGGUGUCCCGCAUCUCCCUACACUGCUUCUGGCUAUAUUUCGUCAUCACCCACGCGCAAGUCAUCUACCAGAGCAAAAAACAGGGCAACAUACUCACCUACCAUAGGCGAGUCUCUUUGGGAAGCGGAGACUAUCCACGGCGGAAAUCAAAAAUCAUACACUUUAUCCAGCACUACAGCGGAUGA
Messenger RNA from Grammomys surdaster, 570 nucleotides. Its product is annotated as transmembrane protein 217-like. The transcript has a single exon. The coding region runs from base 1 to 570 and encodes 189 amino acids. NCBI's taxonomy places the organism in Eukaryota, Metazoa, Chordata, Mammalia, Rodentia, Muridae. The record is from RefSeq and is a predicted model, not a curated record.